Trichosurus vulpecula (common brushtail) is the source of this 564-nucleotide messenger RNA. RefSeq names its product C-type lectin domain containing 19A (gene CLEC19A). The record is from RefSeq and is a predicted model, not a curated record. Bases 1 to 564 code for a protein of 187 amino acids. The transcript is spliced from 5 exons. NCBI's taxonomy places the organism in Eukaryota, Metazoa, Chordata, Mammalia, Diprotodontia, Phalangeridae. Gene Ontology annotation, molecular function: signaling receptor activity.
AUGGUGAGGUGGGAGCUGUGGGCCACUGCUGUCUCUUUGGCUUUCCUCUCUAGCCAAGCAUUUCCACAGACAGACAUUAAAAUCAGCCCAGCCUUGCCAGAGAUGAUUCAGCCCUAUCCAUGUCCUCUGUUCUGGAUGGAGUAUGAAGGUUACUGCUAUAGAUUCUUCCCUCUCAAUAAGACCUGGGCUGAAGCUGACCUUUACUGUGCAGAGUUCUCCAUCGGGACAAAGUCAGCCAAACUGGCCUCCAUCCACAGUUGGGAAGAGAAUGUCUUUGUACAUGAUCUUGUAAACAGCUGUGUUCCAGGGAUACCAACAGACAUCUGGAUGGGACUUCAUGACCGGAGACAGGAAGGUCAGUUUGAAUGGACAGAUGGCACAUCCUAUGACUACAACUACUGGGAUGGAAAUCAGCCAGAUGAUGGCAUCCAUUCUGCCCUCGAGGAGGAAGACUGUGUGCAGAUCUGGUAUCGACACAAUAGUGCUCUAAGAUCAUGGAAUGAUAAUGCCUGCAGCCAGAAAUUCCCAUUCGUGUGCAAGAUCCCAUCGAGGACUAUUAAUUGA